Maylandia zebra (zebra mbuna) is the source of this 3641-nucleotide messenger RNA. RefSeq names its product polyhomeotic homolog 3 (Drosophila) (gene phc3a). The record is from RefSeq and is a predicted model, not a curated record. Gene Ontology annotation, molecular function: zinc ion binding; histone binding; chromatin binding. Gene Ontology annotation, cellular component: nucleus; PRC1 complex. Gene Ontology annotation, biological process: negative regulation of DNA-templated transcription. NCBI's taxonomy places the organism in Eukaryota, Metazoa, Chordata, Actinopteri, Cichliformes, Cichlidae.
AGCACACCGCACGAUUUUUUUUUUUAAAUCACCAUUUUAAGCAGCGCUGACGCAUCAGAGGGCUUCAUGACUGGGACAGUGUGUCGGGGUAUGGUCAGCUCCUGAUGGCCCAUGUCUUCCAAAACCAGAUUUCCUGAUAUUGAUUCUGUGUGUAAUCUGGGACAUGGACAGACGGAGCCCAGGAGACAGACAGGCAGACACCAGUAAGACAGUAACCACUGCAUCGUCAUCAUCUGUCGUCACCAUGGCAACACCCAGUUCCAGCACCCAGCCGCCCUCUACCUCCCUCAGCAUCAUCCCACCAGACAGACAAGCAGUCCAGGUGAUCCAACAUGCCAUGAACAGACCUCAGAGCAUGGCGGCCCAGUACUUGCAUCAGAUGUACGCAGCCCAGCAGCAGCACUUCAUGCUGCAGACAGCAGCCCUGCAGCAGCACCAGCAUCCCGCACAUCUGCAGAGUCUGGCCGCCAUCCAGCAGGCUUCAGUCUGUCAGAGGUCACCUUCUUCUUCUACAGGCAGUUUGGUUCAGGCUGCGGGUGUUUCCCAAAACUCGAUAACUUUACCAGCAUCUCCAGUGACCGCAAGGCUGAUUGGUCGAACUCAGACAUCCACUGCCAGCGCAGCCACAAUAUCUCAGCAGGCCAUGCUUCUAGGAAACAGACCUGCCAGCUGUAACCAAGCUCAGAUGUACCUUCGAACUCAGAUGCUGAUUCUAACUCCUGCAGCCACAGUAGCUGCAAUUCAGUCAGACCUCCCCACUGUGACCUCCUGCUCCUCAUUACCUACCUCCUCUCAGAAUCUGGCUCUGCGUACCCAUUUGCCGGGAGCUCUGGCUACAGCCCACAGCGUCAUCUUAAAACCUUCCACCGAGUCCCAGGCCCUGCCUGCAGCUACCUCUUUGUCCAAGAAUCCAGUCUGUGGGCUGAAGAGCACCCAACUGACUGAUGGCUCAACAGAAACAGCGCCAUCUGAUGCCACCUCGUUGGUGUCAGGACCCCAGAUUAUAACCCCAGCCUACCCUCCAGUGCAAACCCACACUCUAGUCAAGCAGCAGCUGUCCUGUCCAGUAGGCCAGCAGGUGGCGCACCACCAGCUCAUCGUCCAGCAGGCCACAGGAGGGGCUCCCAGCAGCAGACAGUUGCAACCAAUUGCCCUCAGAGUAGCACCCCGAGAUACCCACUCCAAUCCUCUUCCUCUGUCGGUUAAAAGACUAACCGCCUCCAGCACCCACUCACAACUACGAAACGAGCCCCCAGCCCUGUCUUCUUCUUCCUCCCCAUUAGUCACCAGCAUGCUUGCAUCAUCACCUCAGACUUCAGUCCCAGCUGCUGCCGUUCAGCCUCAGCCACCUCCUCUGGUGGCUGCGCCACAGCGUCGGACCUCAUUCCCACAGAGCCAGCAGCCUCCACCUCCUCCUCCUCCUCUCAUUCUCCCCAGGCUGCCCCAGAACCCCCCGGCCUCCCUUCACAGGGUGUCCCUGCACUCAGUCCGGGCUUUGGCUGUCCAGUCAGGACAGGUACUGCUAACGGAGCGGGAACUGCCUGUGGCGGAGGCUCUGGUCCAGAUGCCCUACCAGAACCUGCCACCUCCUCAAACGGUGGCUGUUGAUCUGAAAGUGCAUCCAGUCAAACACAACGAAACUGCACCCUUGGGGCAAAAGUGCAACGUGAACAGUCUGAGCUCAGAGGAAAGGAAAGAUCCUCCAAGUUCAGAACAAGACGGGACCACUACACCACCCAAUCAAAAUGGUUCAGCAGUGACGGGUUCAUCCUCCAUCACCCCCAGCCACUGGAGGAGUCCUCCAGUGGAGGAGUCCUCCCAGCUCACGACCACUGACAAUAGCGGCAAUAGUGGCACCAACAACCCUCCUCCUCCACCACCUUCUCCUUUACCUCCUCCCCUCCUCCCUGCUUCAGCAAAAGUCCCCAGCCAGCCUCCUUCUGCCCCUGCAAGUCUCCCAGGAAGCCCCAAGAGGUCAACCCACGUCCUCACACACCUCGUGGAGGGCUUUGUCAUCAAAGAGGGCCUGGAGCCGUUCCCGGUGGGUCGGUCAUCACUGUUAUCGGAGCAGCAGGCUUCCCUUCCAGAACCCCAGGACGUACCGACCAAUGGGGAUGCAGCAGACGACAGUCCUCUGGAUGCUGACCAGUCAGAUUCAUCUGACUCUGAGAUGGAAAAUGACGGCCCUACAGGAGAAGUUGCAGAACUCGGGGAGAGUGUGCCAGACGUGUUGCAGUGUGAGUACUGUGGAAGCAGCGGCUACGCUCGCACGUUUCUGCGCUCCAAACGCUUCUGCUCCAUGUCGUGUGUCAGAAGGUUCAGUGUAAGCUGCACCAAGCGUAUCGCGGUGCUGCAUGCAGGUCGCAUGGCUCACAGGCCCUUGGGAAGGAGAGGACGACCCCCCAGCCGAGUCAACGGAGCCUCCAGAGAGCACUUUGUGAUGCAGGCCCACAGGUCAUUUGGCUCCAAAGAGACCCAACAGAGUUCACCGAGAGAGGAAGAUGAGCAUCACGAGGAGGAGGAGGAGGAGGAGGAGGAGGAAGAACCUCCCGUUCCCAUGACGACCAGGCUUCGAAAACAGGCUGAGAGAGCGCAAGAGAGGGUGAGGGAGCAGAGGACCGUAGAAACGAUCAUCGUUUCAGACGCAGAAGACGACGUCGGCUGUCCGUCUCAGUGGAACGUGGAGCAAGUGUUUUCCUACAUCAGCACCCUGCCAGGUGGUGCUGAUGUAGCCGAGGAGUUUCGCUCCCAGGAAAUAGAUGGGCAGGCUCUGCUGCUUCUCACAGAGGAUCACCUGGUCAGCACCAUGAACCUUAAACUGGGACCCGCACUGAAGCUUUGCGCGCACAUCAACUCCCUCAAAGAUGCAUAAACGCGUAACAUUCCUCCUCUUAGUGAAUGUAAAGAAAAGCAAGGAUCUGCUCACCUCUGCAGAGACAAUGAGGAAGUGCUGCUCAUCUUUAAACUGCCUAUUUUUAAACACUGUCACAAAAGAGAGCAGAGCUCGCUGAGUUGAACUGACUGCAGUUUUUUGUUUUUUUUUAAAGACCACUGCCAACUAUUUUUCCGGGUUUUAGCUUUCCAUUACCCAAGGACUCAAAGUCGACUUGCUCUCAGAUGAUUUUAGUUUUACCUCAGCUGCUCUGGCUCGUUUCUCCUGAUAGUUUCACGUUUACAAGUCUCAGCAGUGCAUAUUUAAGUUUCCCAUAAUCACUCAAAACCAGUUAAACUGCAAAAGGCUAUAUUUGCCAUCUUUUGUAUAUUGAAGGAUUAAAAUGCAACAUUUUAUUACAUUUAAAUACUUAAACCAAAAAGGUACCAUAUAAAAAUCCAACUCUUCGCAGCAAACCAGGCAACAGGGGAAGGACUAUUUAAACACACAGGGUAAUAAGGGAAGUGGAGACAGCUGGGGAUAUGAUACACAGGUGCAGAGAAACUAGGUAAUCACUGGGGAGGAGGUAAAACUCAAAGCAACACACAGGAGACCACAAUCUAUGAAAGUUUAUUUAUGCUACCAAAAACUUUUAUUUUUUUUGCUGUCAAUAAGUCAAAAUUUGGGAUAUUAUCUUAUUGAAAAUUAUUUUCUCAGAAGUUUGAGUUGAUAAGUUGAAAUUCUGACCUACAGGUGAUUUUAAAAAAAA